Polychytrium aggregatum is the source of this 1819-nucleotide messenger RNA. RefSeq names its product WD40-repeat-containing domain protein. The coding region runs from base 287 to 1681 and encodes 464 amino acids. The record is from RefSeq and is a predicted model, not a curated record. NCBI's taxonomy places the organism in Eukaryota, Fungi, Chytridiomycota, Chytridiomycetes, Polychytriales. Gene Ontology annotation, molecular function: protein binding. The transcript has 13 exons.
CGUUGCGUUUUACGCGCGCUGAAUUUGGCUGCACCGCCCUGCCUCGCCCUUGGAUGCGGAUCUGCCUUGGCCAUCCCGUCACAACUGGCAAGAGGGCGGCUGCUGUCCGAGCCUCCAUCCGUCCGCAGACCACACAUGGAUCAGCCCGCUCCAAAGACGAAGCAGCCGGGCUCUGAGGCGUAAGUCGAUCGUCAGCCCGAUCCAAGAGCCAAAGUCCUCGGCCAGACUCGGCCCAACAGACAUGGCGGCUGUUGACCCAAGGCUGCUCGCUGCGACGUGAGGCUCAAUGCCAGCGAUAUCCCUCAUCUGUGCCUACAGCUUCUUGAGAGAGCAACAAGAAAAGGUCAAUAAGGAGGCCCGUGUUCUGAAGCAGAGGGUUGAGAUUCUGGAAAAGGAAAAUGCAGCCUUGAAAAAAUCGCUCUACGACCUCUCUGCAAAAUACAAUCUGUAUGCACUCAAGGCCCAGCCGUUUACCCUCGACUUUUUGGUGGCCGAGACCGGCAUCGGCGACUUGUUCGAAUCAACGACCGCGGCGGCGAGCGGUGCAGACGAGGUUUAUGCCCCGACAACGAUCCGCGAUGUGUCCAAGGACAGUCGGCAGUUUAUGCUGAAGUAUGAGCUCAAGGGCCACAGCGGGGCCGUCUAUGCUGUGCAGUUUUCUCCCUGUGGAAAGUUUCUCGCCUCGGGCUCCUUUGACAAAACUGUUCGAGUAUGGGACGCAAUGGCCACACAGAAAGAGAUGCACUGCUUCAAGAAGCACACCCUCAACAUCUCGGACCUUUGCUGGUCAACCGAUUCGACGGAGCUCCUGUCGGGGGGCUACGACCAAACGUGCAAUAUCUGGGAUCUCGAGAAUGGCAAGCUGGCAGACUCUUUCGAGACCGACGGCUUUGUUCAAUGCGUCAUGUUCAACCCACAAGACCAAAACAUAUUCUUCAAUGGAACAAGUCGGAAUAUCCUGGGCAUGGUGGAUCGCCGCAAACCAGGCGAAGCGCUCAGCAUCAAAAACUCGGCCAUGAUCAACUCAAUAUAUGUGUAUCGAGAUGGCUCGUACGUCAUGGCGGCGGAUCAUGCUGGGGCCAUAAAGACCUGGGAUUAUCGAAUGGGCAAGUCGGUUCUGUCGAUCGACAAUCCAGGCAACAAGAAACCGAUAUCGCACAUCACAGUUUGCCAACAACAAGGAUCGGACGAUGAGCCUCGAUACAUGGCCGUCAAUAGCUACGACAACGUCAUUCGUGUUUACGACCGGGGAUUCACGCCCCCCACGAGUGCCCAGCGCUUGAUCCACUCACUCAAGGGUCACAAGAACAAGAACUGGCCUAUCAAGAGCUCGUUCUUUCACUAUCGGGACGGCCAAGGCCUUGGAUCCGCCAAGCGAGCGAACUCGCACUCCGAUCUGCUCUAUCUCAAAGACUCGGAAACAGAAUCGAGCGAUGGAAAUAGAACGAACAAGGACAAGUCGGCAGAGCCCAAUAUUCUUUUGGCAACCGGAAGCUCCGAUCCAUCUGUGUAUAUAUACAGUGUUGGCGGCGCCGAGGGAACGAGCGAGCUGGUUCAAAAGCUCGAGGGACACACCGACCGGGUAUAUGCGGUCAACUUCCACCCGACAGAGGCUCUGCUAGCAUCGUGCUCGGCAGAUUCCACGAUCAAGAUGUGGUACUCGAGCCGGAAGAAGAACUGACCCAACAGGAAUGACAAGACAGCAACUCGCACGAGCAGCACCCAGCUCGCAUUUGACAGUGGCCGUGAUGAGAUGUAGAGAUAUUUGCUGCGCCAAUAUAGGCUGCUCGCUGCCCUUUCUGGUCCAAAUGCUUUGGCA